This is a messenger RNA of Bolinopsis microptera, 1131 nucleotides long. Its product is annotated as C-type mannose receptor 2-like. The transcript is spliced from 8 exons. The record is from RefSeq and is a predicted model, not a curated record. NCBI's taxonomy places the organism in Eukaryota, Metazoa, Ctenophora, Tentaculata, Lobata, Bolinopsidae. Bases 67 to 861 code for a protein of 264 amino acids.
CGGCUACCACACUUUACACUCCAACUCAGAUAGUCUAAUACACGGGAAGAUCGCACAGUUAACAUCAUGCUGCUAACUGUAUUUCUUAUAGGAUUAUUGGGCUCUUCUCUCGCGGGAUUCAGCGACAAUGUUCCAGCUCAACCAUCUGUCACGGAGUAUGACCAUUCUGCCAAGAUAGUUAUCGAUCCUAACAACGUUCCGGCAGAUACAGACAGGGUGCACAUCGCAGCUAAAGAAUUAAACGAUCUAACUGGAAAUAGAUUCGAAAAGGGUUAUGACUUUGCUUUCAAUGCAGCGGUUCCAUAUUUCUACUAUCCGCAACUCACUGAUGGGAAGUUCCACGUUUUCGUACUCAAGUACGGUCGAUCCAACGAUGAUGGAGUAGAAUGGUCCAAAGCCAGUGCAGAGACACAUUACCUUCAUUCAGAUUCGAGUAGAUUCUCGAUAUCUUUGAUGAACAGGGCUUGGCCUAUGGCUAAGGACAGGUGCAUAGAUGAGGGAAAAAGACUGGCUGUAAUAACCGGACAGAAAUCAAACGAAAUGGUGAAGAAGCUGCUCGUAGCAAAUGGUAGAACAGAAGCAUGGAUCGGUCUGUACGACGCUCACUACAACGAUAACAAUUCAAAGACCACAUGGGCCUGGGUAGAUAACUCUCCCUUCAAAUACGCAAAGUUUGAAUAUGGUGCUCAAACUCAGAAGUCAGAGAUGAAAUCAGCCGUGGCAGCAAUAAACGAAGGAGGAGAGUGGGAGACUCUGAGCCCCGACCAAAAAUUACCCUUCAUUUGUGAAGUCGGACCAACAGAAAAAGUAAAGGAAACAGAAGCUCGUGUUGGUUUGACGGAGGCAGACAUGCAAAUGUAAUAAAAAGUUAGCAAAGACAGUAGCUCGCCUGAAUUAAAUUGCUUGUAUCAAUUAAAUUAGGAAGAAUUGUUCGGUAGAUUUUGAUGACAUAGUGCUGUAGCUUUAAAUAGACACUUUGAUUCCCUGCUAUACUACUAACAAAUAUUUCGAGUAUGAUUUACAAUUACAUUGGCGUGAUUUUGUCUAGCGAAUGAAUAUCUUAAUUUAAUCUCAUUUAAAAGGUCUCAUCUAUAUCGAAGAAUUUUCAACUUUUUCAUUUUACGAUCGAAA